ACUCUGCACUGCUUUCGUGUACAGGGUGAUGAAUGGCCUCGGCACACUGGCCACUAUCUGGGCGACCGUCGUUCUGCUCGGUGGAUUCUCCACCCUCGUCAAGAAGCAGGAUUUCUGGUACGUCACCGUCAUCGCCUUCGUCCAAUCCAUCGGGAUUUUGGGUGGUUACGAGGAUCCUGCACAUCAAAUUUUCUUGCACGCACCAGAAGCACUAAUAAAGAACAGGGAGGCCGAAGCUUGGGAGCGACGAAAGAGUUGGUGGAGGCGCAGAGGAACACAGCAGCAGCAGCAACAACAACCCAGAGGAAGGCCCAGAAGAAGAAAACAAGAGGAGAAAGCACGGAAGUGGUGCGACGACAUCUAUGGGUUCCAAGCCUUCCUUGGGAUUGCCAUCUACGUCGCCAUGUGGUUGGGCAAGGUCGCCGCUGUGGCCACCUGCAUAGCUCUAUCCUCGAAGCGUCUCGAGAAGCAAGACUAUCUGGAAUCCGGGGACAAUGAGAAAGGUGACCACCAGAACAUCAGGUGGUCCCUCAAUAUCUUCUACAGUCUGGUGCUUGCCCAGGGAAUCAUCUUCAUCUGCAUGCUACUGAACCCACUGACUGUUUAUUUUGUGCUUAAGGUCCGAAGGAAGUACAAGCUAUUUGAGCCCUCUGGUCUCAAGAUAAUCUACCGUUACAAGAAGUACAAUUACCUGGGGUUCAUUGCUGGCAAUGUACGUGCCACCCUCAACAUGCACCUGGUCACCUUUGCCAAGAAUUUGGCAGUGUCCAACACGAUCGAUGACCAGUUAGCUGGUGUUCGGGCCAUGGACCGCAUCCUCAUGUCAGUGGAGUUUAGAAGCCUGGCCCUUAGGAGGCUUCGAGCUUCCAUGGAACCCGACGAUUUGGGGAAGCUGAUCGAUAUGCUAGGCUUCGUCAGUACCAUGGAGGAGGAACAGAAUAUCAUCAGAGGCCAUGCUGCAAGAGUUGUGCUCAAAUUCAGUCCUGACCUUAUGCUUCAGAGUUAUCCUCAAAUCCUCUACCUCAUUUCCUCUUCCCUGCUCAGCACAUCCAACAAGAGGGUGUGCAAGUGCAACAUGGACUCUGACUUAGUCUGGUUUGGCCUGCACAUCCUGGACAAGCUCACGGACAACCCAGAAAAUUGCAGGAAAGCCAAAGACGAUGACAGUGAUCUAUUAUUGCCCAUGAUUAUAGACCUAGCCAACCUUUGUGGACAUGGUCAUGGCAACAGCGUAAGGAGUAACACUACCAUUUCUGACUCUUGGAUUGAACAAGAGAUUAUUCCUUUGCUUCAAAAAGAAGAUGAUAUUCCUCUUCCUUUCAUCAACAAGAUUGACCAAGAAAUUAUUGUUGGCAUGGCACUCAACAUCUUGAGCAAGCUGAUCGCUGUGCCGGGUGAGGCUGGGGAAAAACUAAGGAAAGAAACCUCAAAAGACUUGCACUUCCUGACAAACACUGGGAUGAUCAUGGAGCAUGUCGAAGCAACAAGAGUCAUAUCAUGCUUAGCUGUGGAUAAGGAAGCACGGCAAGACAUUGGCAAGUUGCCUGAGAUCAUCAAGAAACUUAAGGAUUGUCUACUUUCCAAGACACCAUAUGUAAAUAUGACGAAAGUAGCUGCCAAGUUGUUGCUUAUGGAGUACACCAGUGAGGAAUUAUUAAACCGUGUUCUGCUUUUCAUCGAGGAAAAUCGUACUGUAGAAGAUCAAAGCUUUUCACUACCAAUUUCAGCCUUCAUAGAAGAACUUUAUCUUGAUCAACUUCCCCAGAGCGUGGUACAGAGACUUGAUCUGGAAGAUGUACUUUCCUCGCCACGGGUGAAUCACUCUGAAGCAGCUGCUAAAGCAUUAAUUCUGCUCACUACAGGAUGUGAAAACAAUGUUGAAGCUUUCCUAAAAGGGAUCAAUGAAAAGGAGUUGAACAAGAUAGUGAAUGUGCUCUCUUCAGAAGACAGAGAUAAAGAAAAGAGAAGGGCGCUGGCACAAUUUGAAGGACGACAUCAUCUGGACCCAGAAACAUUGCGCAUAGUCAAAAAAAUAAUCUUGGCUGAGGGUGAAGAACAGGAAACAAGUAUGCAUGCAAAACUCCUGCAGAAUUUGCGUGCCUACUCAGGACCAAAAGAAUUUGAUGAGUACAUGAAAUUAAUAGAUGCAGCACUGCCAAAGGUGCUCAAAGCAGUCGUAGAUGCAGUGGCGACUUUGGAGGAUCCAUCAUCAUCAGAAAAUCUGAACCAUGUAAAGGAUGACCUGUGGAUCAAACAAGGCAAAGUACUAGAGAGCUUUAUAGGCCUCGCAGUGCAGAUUUGUAGGUCCCCGAACGCAACGAGUGAUUUCUCCACUGCACUAAAAGAUGCCAAUCUUACUGUGCACACAUUCAUCAAGAAGCUUAAGAAGAUAUUAGAAGUCUACAGGUCUCCAAGUACUGAUUUUCCAUGCAUAAGGGUAUCCACACUUGAGUUAAUUACUUGGAUGGUCGAAGAAAACAGCAGCUACAGGGAAAUACUCCUAAAAUGUGGAAUAUAUGAGGAACUGAAUGAAGUGGCAAGGACUGCUAGAAAACUUGAGAGCUUCAAGCUGUUUCACUGCGGUGUUGGGAUUCCUACGGAUGGUCCAAUUGAAUGCAUCUCUUCCCGCGCAACUGAAUUACAAGAAAAGCUUCAGCAAAGCCCCAAUUUUGAGAAAAGAUACAUCUGCUAUGGAGAACAUGCAAGCAGCAUAUCUGUUUUAAUUGCUUAGAACAGUCAUUUGCUUGGUUCUUUCUGACCACCAACACCAUCAUCAUCCUUUUGUGUUUGUGCCAACCAAAUUUCGUGUUUGAGUGCUUGUGUUUUCAUUUGCUUGGUUAUUUCUGACCACCAACAUCAUCACCAUCCUUUUGUGUUUGUGCCAACCAAAAUUCGUGUCUGAGUGCUUGUGUUUUCAUUUGGAUAGUGUGUCGGAAUGGUUGUGUUUUUAAACCCAGUGUCAGAAUUUUGUGAGACUAUAAUAAUUUCCAUGGAUACCAUCAAAUCACCAUGGCAUGCUACAAGGUUGUGCAAGUUUCUUGUAUGUUCGUAUGAUUUUUUUUUCUGCAAAAUAUCCAUCACAAAACACCAUAUCAAUAACCUCAUAUCAUAGAUGAACUCACCGACAUUGUAACUAGUGUGUCUACCUUGUUUCAUAUCGACCAUGUUCAACUGCGUGUGCCCUAAAGAAUGAGGCGAUCAAGCAAAUUCGCAGUAUAAUAUUCAAGCAUGAUCCAAACAGAGCCGUAAAGCUAAUCCGCACCAGAUAUUCCCUAAACCAUGAUUAAGCCACCAAAUAAACCAAGGAGACCAUCAAAAAGUUGAUUUACACGCAUCGCAUUCAUAGCGCGCAGAAAUCCUCAGAUAGAUUUUCCCCUCCUCCGCUAUUUAGAAUUUCAUACAUUAGGUUAGAUUAACUAACUACAACCAGGCACAAACUUUCCAACCCAGCAGCAUCCUCCAAUCUAGCUUGGAACCAAAUCGGUAACUCGCCCAAAAAUAAAAAGGGGGCAAAAAUGCAGCGAGGAGGAGAGGAUG
Messenger RNA from Oryza sativa Japonica Group (Japanese rice), 3537 nucleotides. RefSeq lists its product as uncharacterized. The record is from RefSeq and is a predicted model, not a curated record. NCBI's taxonomy places the organism in Eukaryota, Viridiplantae, Streptophyta, Magnoliopsida, Poales, Poaceae.